Molecule: messenger RNA, 1284 nt
Organism: Naegleria gruberi
Lineage: Eukaryota; Heterolobosea; Eutetramitea; Acrasida; Naegleriidae
Exons: 1
Coding region: 1-1284 (427 amino acids)
Biological process (GO): purine nucleoside catabolic process
Cellular component (GO): cytosol
Molecular function (GO): purine nucleosidase activity
Source: RefSeq, a predicted model, not a curated record
AUGAAAGAAAUAAAUUAUGUGCAAGUUGAGAAUGAUUCAUCUGAUGCUGCUGCUGUUGGAUAUUACAUGUCAGGGCAAUCUGAAUUUUCAGAUGGAAUGGAGAAAAGAGGUUUGAUUCAGGUGGUGUUGGUUGUUGGAGCUAGCUUGUUGGUAAUGGUUGCUUUGGGUAUAAUUUUGGGAGUUUCGUUUGGAGUUUCGAAAAGAAAUGAAAGAAAAUUGGAUUCAUUGAGUGAAUAUUUGUGGAUUGAUUCGGAUGUUGGAAUGGAUGAUAUAUUUGCAAUACAAGUGUUGCUAAUUCAUUUGAAUAAUCAGAAAUCACUGCAGCAAAAUAAUUUAUUGAUAUUGAGCUCACUUUCGUCUGUGCAUGGAAUGACGCCGAAUGCAACUAUUGGAAAGGAAAUUAUUGCAAACAUGCUAAAAACCAAUACUCUGAGUAGUAUUUCAAAAGAUAGAUCAUUUAAAAUCGAGAAGGGAUCAAAUUUUGGUUUGAAAGAUAAUUUACAAAAGUUCAGAUUUGAAGAUGCUGAUUGGUAUUCGAAUGUGGAUCAACGACAAACUGAAUUUUUACAAAAAACUGGAUUUGCAUUGAAGAAUCAAUUGAUUGAUAGGUCGAAAGAAGGAGAGGAAACUUUUCAUUUGGAACCAACAUUCUCACAUCUCAAUAAUCAAGUAACUCAAUUGGAAUUUCUUCCAGAUAAUUCACUGACCAUUUUGGCUAUUGGUCCACUGACUAAUAUUGCAUUGUGGAUUAGAAAUAAUCCAACAAAAUUGGAAAUGUUCAAGAGAAAGGUCAGAAGAAUUGUUUCAAUGGGAGGAAAUUCACUUUUUAAUGGAAAUAGAGAUAUGGAGUGGAAUUAUCAUUGUGAUGCAAAGAGUGUUCAGGUAGUAAUGCAAAUAUUUUCAGAGAAAUUCUUCAUGAUUGGUUUGGAUGUUGCUAAUGAGGAAGCAAUUUCUUCAGAACAGUUGACCAAUUUGAAACAAUUACUUUUCAACAAGAAGGGAAAAUCCAAUACUGCUUCACUUCUAUCAGAUUUACUGACCAUUAAUCCAGUUUCUUGUACCUAUGAUCCAAUAACUGCUUCCUUUUUGAUUAGACCUGAACUUUUCACAUUCGAACAAGUAAAGGUCAAUAUUGACCUUUCCUCAGUAGUGAACUCAACAACUGAGUUUGCUGGAAGAGUCUAUAAGGACUCUUCAUCCAGUGGCAUUCAAAUUAAUGUUGCCAACUCAUUCAAUACUACCAUGUACUAUAAUUUACUUCAUUCCUUAUUUUCAUCUCUCUAA